Messenger RNA from Macroventuria anomochaeta, 189 nucleotides. RefSeq lists its product as uncharacterized. The transcript is spliced from 3 exons. Gene Ontology annotation, cellular component: membrane. The record is from RefSeq and is a predicted model, not a curated record. The annotation marks the transcript as partial. Gene Ontology annotation, molecular function: transmembrane transporter activity. Lineage: Eukaryota; Fungi; Ascomycota; Dothideomycetes; Pleosporales; Didymellaceae.
UGGGCUAUGUACUUCUUGAACUACCUCGAUCGCAACGCCAUCGCACAAGUGCGUCUAAACAACCUCGAAGAUGAUCUUGGUCUCGAGGGCACCCAAUACAAUACCUGCAUCAGUAUCCCUUUCGUCGGAUAUUUGCUCACCCAGACCCCAUCGAACAUGCUCAUGUCCACCCAAAAGGUCCGCCCUUAA